Messenger RNA from Alternaria alternata, 822 nucleotides. RefSeq lists its product as hypothetical. NCBI's taxonomy places the organism in Eukaryota, Fungi, Ascomycota, Dothideomycetes, Pleosporales, Pleosporaceae. Bases 103 to 705 code for a protein of 200 amino acids. The transcript is spliced from 2 exons. The record is from RefSeq and is a predicted model, not a curated record.
GCGGCAUCUGAAAGCGCCCAUGUACACAGGGUCCGCGACUUGACUGGUCAUUGGGUGCAUUCUUCCUAACUGACCAGGCAUCGGUGUUGCAUUUUCGCUCAAAUGCCUCAAUUUACUUCCACCCGCCAUUCGCAGUCGUUCGAUCGUCCUUCCCGAAGGUUUUGGAAAAUGGAUAUUAGGUUUGUUUAUGGCGCAACACCUGCCAGCCCAUAUCCACGCUUGCAGCCUGACCCUAUAAUGCGAAAUGAUGGCAUACAUGCUGCCGUAGCCCUUACUGCAGCUGCGCCGCCAGUUGCGGUGUACCUUCAUGUACAGUUACGUCAAGCGCCAUGGCCUGAGACUCUUGCUGUGGGUACUGGUUCUACUGGCGACCCACUCCAUGUAAGCUGCGUAGAUAUCGCUCAAUGCACGCGCCUACAAUCGGAACGAUGGUGCAUCGGUUGUUACAUUCGACAUGUGAAAGGCAGCGAUAAGGACCCCACCUAUAGUAUCGCAGACGUGUUUCGUUUCUGUCGAGAGGCUAAGACGGAUUGGCAUGUCUGCCGAGAUAGCCUACGUUUGAGGCUCAAGUUGCCUCAUCUAGCUUCCGAUACUUGGCGAGAACUGUCGGCCGGCUUGUUCUCGCCGGAAACGAGGAGCUGUCGAUCGGAGGUGGUGGUAAGCUUCAACAGGGACUCAUCACCAAGGCCUGCCCUGAGUCCCUGAGGCUGUUCAUUUGCGGGCGCCUCCAGCCGAUUCGAAUAGCCAUCCUAAGGCGCCGAAGCGAUAUGCGAGCUAAUCAUAAAUGACAUCACUAGCGCAGAUGGCCUCAAAACUCUGCAA